Messenger RNA from Euleptes europaea (tarantolino), 1629 nucleotides. Its product is annotated as olfactory receptor 10T2-like. The record is from RefSeq and is a predicted model, not a curated record. Gene Ontology annotation, cellular component: membrane. NCBI's taxonomy places the organism in Eukaryota, Metazoa, Chordata, Lepidosauria, Squamata, Sphaerodactylidae. Gene Ontology annotation, biological process: G protein-coupled receptor signaling pathway. Gene Ontology annotation, molecular function: olfactory receptor activity; G protein-coupled receptor activity. The transcript is spliced from 3 exons. The coding region runs from base 1 to 1629 and encodes 542 amino acids.
AUGCAUAAGGGAAACAUCAGCUCAGUGACCGAAUUUCUCUUGCUAGGUUUUUCUGAACUUGGGAAGAACCCAACUGUGCUUUUCCUGAUUUUUUCUCUUGGGUAUGGCACAAUCCUGGUCUUCAACAUCACCAUCAUGUCAGUCAUAUUGACUGACCGGACCCUACACAGCCCUAUGUAUUUUCUGCUGUUUGCAUUCUCAGUCUCAGAAACCAGCACCACAUUUGUUACCAUCCCCAAGCUCCUAGUGACUCUGCUGACAGGACAUCAGUCCAUUUCCUUUACUGAGUGUGCUUUGCAGGUAUUUUGGUUCUUUGGCCUGGGGGCAAACAACUGUUUUCUGCUAGUAGCUAUGGCAUAUGAUCGAUACGUGGCAAUAUGCUACCCACUUCAAUACCAGGUCCUGAUGAACAAUAAGACAUGUGCUAAACUAGUAGUUGCAUCCUCUAUGACAGGAUUUCUCAUAUCACUGAGCAUUGAUGCCCUAAUCUUCAGGUUACCCUUCUGUGGACCCAAUGGAAUCAGACAUUUCUUCUGUGAUCUCUCACCUGUUUUGAGACUAGCUUGUACUGACAUCUACCUAACAAGUGUUGUGAUUGUUUUUUUCUGUGCCAUUGUUUUAUUGGCAACUGUCAUACUGAUCCUGAUCUCAUAUAUCUACAUCCUCUCUGCCAUCCUAAAGAUCCAGUCCAGCAUGGGCAGACAGAAAGCCUUUUCUACCUGUGCCUCCCACCUCACUGUGGUGAUAACACAUUUUGGGUGUGCUUCUUUUGUGUAUUUGAGACCUAAGUCUGUGUCUUCAUUAGAUCAGGACACAAUUAUCUCGGUGGGUUAUGUCUUUCUAACUCCUCUAUUGAACCCUAUGAUCUAUACCUUAAGAAACAAGGAAGUCAAAUUUGCCAUUAAAAAACUGCUUGGUUUGCCUACCGCCCAGAAGCUGGCACGCAUGUUUGUUACACACGUGAUGAAAUAUCAUUCCUUUCCACGCAAGAUAAUUUCUGACAGAGGUUUCAGUCCGUUCCGGGUGGUCAAUGGCAGGGACUUUGGUCCUUUUGGAAAUACUGCCCUUUCCCAAUACAUGGGAGGUACUGCUGAUGUUGAUGAGUGGAUUCAGAUUGUUCAGACUACAUGGCCCUGGCUCCAGAAAAACUUGGACCAUGCCAAACACAAAUAUAAGGAGCAAGCAGAUAAACAUCGUUCCCCGGGGUGGGAGUUAAAGAUGGGGGAUCAGGUGUAUCUGUCCACUAAGAAUCUACGGACCUUGCGUCCAUGCAGAAAGCUCAGCGAUAAGUAUGUGGGUCCUUACCCCAUCACCAGGGUUAUUAAUGAGGUGACUGUGGAACUAGCUCUUCCCAAGGCGCUUCGAAGAGUUCACCAUGUGUUCCACAUCAGCUUGCUCAAACCGUAUACCGCAGCCCCUCACUUCCACCUGGAGCCCAAGCCGGAGGUACCCACUGUGGUGGGAGGGGAAGUGCACCUGGAAGUCUCUAAGAUUCUGGAUUCUAAACUGAAGAAGGGGAAGUUGUUCUAUUUGGUCCGGUGGAAGGGGCAAAACGAUUUGUUGUCUCAACAUUAUAAACACAACUUCUACUCCCCCUAUCAGGGGAGAAAAAGAAAUCGUCAAGUUUAG